Molecule: messenger RNA, 2354 nt
Organism: Paraphaeosphaeria sporulosa
Lineage: Eukaryota; Fungi; Ascomycota; Dothideomycetes; Pleosporales; Didymosphaeriaceae
Exons: 1
Coding region: 179-2170 (663 amino acids)
Source: RefSeq, a predicted model, not a curated record
GACGUCCUAGUACUCCACGAGCCCAUUCCGUCUCGCUUCUCCCAGAUGGCUUCCUCUCCAUCUCCUUCACUGUUCGUAACCUUUACAAUGCCUUUUGUGCGCGUCCUACCUGUAGUCGAAUAGACCCCAAGCAUCAUCCAUCACGACCUCGUCAGCCUCUCGCAGUGCUCCUCCAUAAAUGGGUAACUCGUCCUCUUCCCACCCACAGCCCCCGCUCAUCGCGCUCAACGGCGGCUCCCUCGGCAGGCACAACACCAUCUCCGUCCCUGCCGAAGCCUUUGCUGGGAAACGGGCGCCUGAGAAAUGGUGCAGAUUGAGAGGCAAAAGCAAUUAUACCCCAAAUUACCGCCCAGUGUUCCCAGAUCCGUGGUCGUACCUUCCAUUCCCCCCGCCGAGGGUGGGAAGACGACCGUGGGGUAGGAGGGGCUGGAGAGGAGGUGGAGAAGAGACGCUGAGUGAGGGUGACAUGAGCAUGCGGCCCAGGAGAAGAGGUAGAGGAGGAGUGGGUAGGAUGAGAGGAGCGGGCAUGGGCUUGAGGCGGGGAGGGGAGAUGAAUAUGGAUGUGGCAUAUGUGCCAGGUAUGCAUGGUGUGGUGCCCUUGCCGAUGGUGUACCCCUAUGAUGCCCAGGGCGCGAGGGCGAGGAGUGCGCCGAAUUUACAACAGGCGGGCUAUAUGUCUAUGCCUGUGCCUGUGCCUAUGCCGGUGCGAAGAGGCAGGGUGAAGAAGGGUGUAAAUCCGACGGGGGGAGUGCAGCCGGGCGUGCUUCCUCACUAUGCGCCUGUGCGUGUGAAUGGAAUGGCGCCAGGACCAGCGCCAUCGCCGUACGCAGCUCAAGCUCAACCUCUGGCCCGGAUGCCGGCGCGCGCACCACCGCCUCAGCAGCAGAAAAUGCGUCAUCCCCACCCGCCCGGCGUCGAAGCAGUCGCGAACGGCGUCCACUUCGCACACCCUUCAUCACAACGUGCCCCUGUCCGGCGCAAGCCUAGCGCACCCCACGUCUCCGCCCAACUCAACCGCACACAACCCCCAUCCAAGCGCGCCGGGCCCUCGGGCCAGGAGUGGCUCCCCUCCGACAACGCGUUCCUGGAUGCAUGCACGUGCACCACGAACUGCAAUUGUCGGAAAGGUGUGCGCGUGCUGUAUCGGCAGCAAGGUCAGGGUGACGGCGAGGGGGCGCAAAAUGUGGAAACGUGGGGUGAGAUAAGGUAUGUGCUGAAAGACGAUUUGGGGCGGGAUUGUGGGGAUUCAGGGAGGUGUAGGGCGGAUGGCGAGGGUGAUAGUGGUGGGGGUGGGAGGAGGAAAGGGAAAGGGAAAGGUAAGAAAGGGGAGGGCGAACAGGGUGGAGAGGUGGACAAGAUGAGGGAAGAGUUGAAGGGGUUGAGGCAGGAUAUUAGAAAGAUGCGGCUCGGAGGUACGGCGAUGGGGCCUGGGAUGAGCAUGGCGAGGAUGCCGUCUCCGAGGGCAUGGCCGGGUAUGGAGAUGGAUCCACGGAUGUCACAACGUAUAGGCGCUGGGGACCCGUAUGACAUGGAUUUCACACUGCGGAUGCAGCAGCAGCAGAUGAUGGGACGGCGACCUGGCCGGAUGCCCGGUAGAAUGGCAGGGAUAGAUCUAGACGACGAGCGCUCCUUUCCAGACGCAGAGUACAUGCUAGACCCAAUGAUGCACCCCGACAUGCCUCGCCUGCCUCCGCACCUCAGGAACCCCGGAGCGCGACGCCCAAAGCAGCGUCGAGGACCACCAGGUCGGCUACCACCCCGCAGAGCGCCAGACUUCGAUCCACACAUGGAAUAUGCACCGCAUCAAGGACGUCGAGGGAAUAUGCCCAUGCCCUUGCCGCGCCGACGAGGCGGCGGAGCCCCGCCCCCACCGCCAGGCUACCAUUUCGACGACGAGAGCAUGGGCAGCGGGCUUGACGGGCGAGGACGUUUCGGCCCCAUGGAUGACGACGAGGGAAAUUGGGCCCCGCGCCCUGGUAAGCCGUUCAGCGAAUUAGGUGCAGCGCAUCCUGACAGGUAUACCACAGGCAUCGACAACGAGUUCAACAUGGCACCGCCGCCGCCGCCAGGGCAAAGCCCCCGAGGCCGAGGCCGAGAGAGUGGAUCCGAGGACAGGCCAGAAGGGCGCAGACCGAACCAGGCGUAUGUGGAUGAUGGAGAUGACUAUUAGGCCGCAGCCAGCGGAGUGAUGUCCUGGUACCUUCGUACGACCGACCAGUUUCGCGUGUGCUGCUCCUCAAACACCCACCGUCAUCGUGGCAUCAUUCGAGACACGGUGGCUCCUGUGCCUCUCUCUGUGCCACACGGCGAGCCUGACGCCCAAAACGAGGUUCCUCGUCAUAGAAGCGCUGACC